AUAGUAUAAGAAAAAUGUUAAGCAUGUUAGAUCACAUCGAUCUUAGAAAACUAAAAUAACACUCUACACAAUAAACCAUUGUCUUGUUUGCAAUUUUGCUUUAAAUGGAAAUACUGCAUUUUUGCAAUUACAUGAAGCCAUCUUGGUGACGUUCUUGAAGUCACUAUGAAUAAAAAAGCCAGUAUGUUAGUGGUCUUAUUUCCUUUAAUGUCCAGAAGCUUUGGAGGAAGUACUCUCAUUACCUCUUUCUUCAAUCUCUUUGAUUUAUCUCAUGCGUUUGCUGCACACUGCCACUACAAAAUAUCGACAAACAAGGGAAGAACAGAGAUGCUGUUUGAGAUGGCGCAUCAUGACUGAGAAACAGGGAAGUCUUCACCAAUUGCUCAUUUGAGGUCUCCCUUCUCAAGUUCUUUCAUUGCAGGCAUCAAAUGAAGGUGGAAAUCGUCAAAAUGAGAUUCUACACACAUCACAAACUUUCUGCAUUUAUUCUUGUUUUGUACUGCAUUGUCCUUAUCACCCCAACUGAAGAAUUUUCAUUAAAUAACUGCACAAUCCCUUUCCCUUUUGAAUAUUCUGAUAAUCCUAAGGUGCUGUGCUACAAGAUGGGCUAUAGGCAAAUCCCUUCACUGUUACCCUUCAACACAAUCAUUUUGGAUAUAUCCUUCAAUUCUAUCUCCCAGAUUUCUGAGAGCGAUUUCAUCAGACUUCCAAAUCUGAUCAACUUAAACAUGUCUCACAAUCGGAUAUCUGAAAUACACAGCAGCGCGUUGAGUGGCUUGCCAAACUUGGAAGAACUCAACCUGUCCAACAACAAGAUAAAAACUGUGUCCACUAAACUUCUUAGCGGCCUUGUAAACCUGUCUCAUUUAAGGCUUGACUCGAAUUACCUUGAAACGAUUGAAAAUCUGUCUUUUGCGUCUCUUUCAAAUUUGAGGGUUGUAAACCUUACUAAUAACAAGUUAAAUCACAUUUCCAGACUCCAGCCUAUACUUACAAUACCAUAUCUGGAGGAACUGUACUUGGGAAACAACAGCUUCACAGUUUUCAACUCAAGUAAUGUCCCAUCUGCACUUUCUACUUUGAAAAAGUUGGAUCUAUCGUUUAAUCCCUUGACAAUGUUCAAGAUAACAGAAAACAUCUUUCCUGGUCUUGAGUACUUGGACUUGUCAUACUGUUUCCAGAACUGUACUCUGGAUUGGAUUAUUUUAGACAAGGCAUUCCUAAACGCUGUAAAGACACUCAACAUCAGUAGUAAUCAUAUUUCAGAGAAACAACUGGAUAAUAUAAUGCAGAGUUUCACCUCUGUUACCUGGAUAGACAUAAAUGAUAUGAAGGAGUUCAGAGUACAGACGAUUUUACAGGAGGCAUGUUCCCCUGGACUGAGGAGUCUACAAUUCAGGAACAACAAUCUUUCGGUUCUAACUGAUCAUAUGUUUAGACCAUGUGAAUUACUGAAUGAGUUACAUCUAAGAAACAAUGGAGUAUCAGAAAUGUAUACAUCCACAUUCGAAAAUCUUAAAAACUUGACAGUGUUGCGUCUACAAAACAACCUUUUGACGCAACUGAACAAUACCCUUCAGGUCCUCCCGAAAUUACAGUUACUCGACCUUCAUCUAAACAACAUUGCAAAUCUCAAAUGCUCUGACUUCGUAAAUCUGACACAAUUAAGACAACUGUUUUUGCAUAAGAACAGAAUUCUGACAAUCAAGGCAUGUCUAUUUAAGGAUUUAGCAAAUCUAGAUGAGCUCAUUUUGGACAGCAAUAGCCUGAUAACGAUAAGUGAUGCAUUUACCUAUGGCCCCCCAAAUCUAAGGUACUUAAACUUGAAUGGCAAUAAAUUAAGUUCAGUUAAAAAAGAUUCAUUUAAAGCAUUACACUCUCUCAAGGUCUUAUAUCUUGCAGAUAAUCCAAUAGUAGAUAUUCAGCCAUCUGCUUUUGCAGGAAUGAUACAUUUAUCAGAGCUCCUACUUUCAUCACUCAAAAUCACAGAAAUAACACUAAGAAACCCUAACAUCUUUGUUGGUAUAACUAGGCUACAGGGUUUGGAUUUGAGUUGCAAUUACUUAAAAUAUGAGCGUCAUGAAGAACUAGACAAUCCACCAUUUGUCUUGUUAAGUGAGUUGAAAAUUCUGCACCUUUUCAACCAACGUGAAGGCUUAAAGCACAUACCCUCAAACCUUUUUAAAGGUCUGAUGAAUUUACAAGUGCUAUAUGCAGGUAACCUUAAUAUAGAAUAUUUGCAUUUCAACACAUUUAUACACACUCCCAAACUUCAGUACUUGGAUUUGUCAAGUAAUAAUUUUGCUGGCAAAAAUGCCUUGACAUCCAGGCUUUUCUAUCCAAUUAAAGGCCUAAAUAGACUUACACUUGGUAGAGUUCACCUUCAGUCACUGGACUUCUUAACUGAAGCAAAUCUCUCCAGUUUGAACACCCUAAGAGCAAGUGGUAAUGAGUUACAGUUGAUAAACCAAACCCUGAUUCAGUCCCUUCCUCGACUGAAAAUCCUUGAUUUGCAAAAUAACAGAUUCAUUUGUGACUGUAGUAAUGCUUGGUUCAUCGAUUGGGCAGUUAAGAACAAUAACACUCAGGUAAUUUACCUGAAUAGGUACAAAUGUUGCUAUCCACUUUCUUUAAGUGGUAUGAACCUGGUAGCCAUUAACACAGAAUCCUGCAAUGUAAAUUAUGACUUCAUCUCCUUCAUCGUUAGCUUUUCUACCACCAUUCUCACUCUCAUCAUUUCAUUUAUCUAUCACUUCCUAAAAUGGCAAUUGGUAUACGCAUAUUAUCUCUUCUUAGCUUUUCUCAAUGACAGAAAGAGGAAACUAACCAAGAAUCACCUUGGGUUCCAAUAUGACGCCUUCAUUUCCUACAAUGUUCAAGAUGAGCCCUGGGUCCUGGAGGAACUUGUACCAAAACUGGAGGUUCAACAGGGUUUGAGACUGUGUCUUCAUCACAGAGACUUCCAGCCAGGCAAGGCCAUUAUCGACAACAUCGUAGAUGGAAUAUAUAAUAGCCGCAAAACUGUUUGUCUAAUCACACACAACUAUCUGAGGAGUGUUUGGUGUUCACAUGAGAUUCAAGUGGCCAGUUUCAGACUUUUUGAUGAACAGAAAGACGUUUUGGUUCUAGUUUUCCUUGAGGAAAUUCCCACCCACCACCUUUCCCCAUAUUACAGAAUGCGGAAGCUGGUGAAUAAAUGGACUUAUCUCCAGUGGCCCAAACAAGGAGAAGAUACUAGAGUGUUCUGGCAGAAACUUAUAAUGGCCAUAAAGACUAAGGAGGCCAUGCAAGAGUAGAGACAGAUUCUAUCUCGACAACACAAAUAUGUUUAAAGAUCAAUUACUACACAGUAGUGGCGUGUGGUACACUUGGGCCAAUCAACAAUAACAACAAUAUCCAAUGUUUUUUAUGUAAUAUAUACAGGUCAAUCAUUGACUAUGCAUAGGCACCUAUUGUUAAUGUUAGUGUUCUUAUUAUAAGUUAUCUGGCUGGGAGUCUAUGGUAAAAUGUUGUAAAAUUUGGCACAACCAUUAGGGACAAUAUAAACAUUCAUGGUGCCAAAAUUAGGGUCUCUAUCUCAAACUCUCCAGUGCCACCAACAGCUCAAAGUUGCACUUACGUUUCAAAAUAACUUGAACUGUGUAGUCUAAAAAAUUUAAUUCUUCCUCUGAUUUCUUGGCUCAUGCUGAGUUAAUUUCCACCCGGCUAGAUUUUCCGACAUUGUUAAUCUUUUUGAAGAAAAAAAACAACUAUUCAAAAUUACACCAUAUAGGAACUUAGGAUGAUCUCUGCGAUGCUUUGACAUAUUAAAACAAAGCUUUAUGUGUGUCAUUGCCACAAUGAGUUUACAUGGAGACCAGAAAGCUGUUUAUUGCAAAAAAUCACGUGUAGCGUCAGUUCAGGCAAGUCACGUGAGUCAAGCUCGCAAUCAGCUGACACUUAGCUGAUCAUGACGUCUACCAAUACAAUUCAGAUGCUUAUCAGAGUGGUCCUAUUUAAGUCCUCCAUUUAUUUAUUGCCUUAGCUGCAUUUCCAUUGCAUGGAUGCAAGCUGCACUUAACACCCUCCUCCGUUCCCAGCUCCACAUUUUGUAUGGCAGCUUUGCUUUUUAGUUUUCUCUACAUCUGUCUUGUGUUCUGCACAGAUUUGUCCUUUUCCCACUGUACUCCCAGAAAUGUUGAAUUCUUUCCGCUUUGUUGACUUGUUGUUGAUGACCGGAUAACUAAUGCCAUAGGAUUGAGCCCUAGUAGUGCUCAAUCCUAUGGCGUUAGUUAUCCGGUCUUUUCCAUGCACAUGUGCUCUCUUCAAAAAAUGUUUUCUGAAAAGCUGUUGAUGUGUUUACAUGGCCAUAUAAGCCACAUUCUCCAGGAGAAAUCUAGAUGUGUUAAACCAUUUUUCUUAAUCCCUUAAACAGGGUAAGGAAAACAGUGCUGUAAUUGCUGCUGGCAGCCAUACAUUUAGGUAUGAAUGUACUGUAUGUAUGUAUUAGAGUUUCCACUAAGAAAUUUUGGUGCCGGCAAACGUGUCCGGGAAUGAUAAAGUUUGCCAGACAAAUUGGAAAAAAAUCUGGUAAUUUCAUUUUGGUGUUUAUUUUGCACUGUAACACAUGCAUAAUAACGUGAUAUAAUGACACAAAAUGAAUGGUAAACUUUAUUUUAAAAAAAGAAAAACAGCUGUCAUGGAAUUAGUGUCUAAUUAAAAAUAAAACAUUCAACAAGGAGCAAAAGUACAUGAGCAAAGCAAAAAAAUUCAACUGAAUUUGCCACAUGUCCUUUCUUUUACAAAGAAAUAUUAAAAUAACACAAAUCAUUAGGUUAUGUUUAGGGCUUUGCGAUAUGAAUAAUAUGCUUCUUAUCUGACACAUGCAUAUGUGUUUCACGUGAGUGUCGCUUUCUCUGGAGCACGCAAGUGCGGGUGAUAUACUUAUGUAGCUUAUUAUUUUCUUUGUUCCAGUGCUUUGGGAAGAUCUUGAAUUUCUUGAGGAACGUUUAAAAUAAUGGUCAAAAAUGGUUUUGUCCGAUUUGAAUGAAAAUUGGCAGGGGUCUUCAUCAUAAUGUCCUGAGGGUACCUAAGCAGUUUGGAGACAGCGCCACAUAGUGAUCAAAAUGCUUAGUCAAUUUAAACAAAAUAUGUAAUAUAUCUUUGCUUCCUUAUUCUAAGUCUUCUGAAAAUGGCUGAGAGAAAUUUCUAAAUGUAUAUAUUAUAUUAUUUUUUUAUUUGAAACCUGCUGCUCUGACAGCUUGGACUGUCUCUUUGGCACUUUUGAUCUGUGUCAACUGAAUGGCCCAGAGGUUAACACAUUGGACUACAGGUCAAAAUGUAAUGUUGUGAGUGCAAGUCCAGGAAAGAGCUGUUUUAAAAUUUGUACUUCUGUUGAUCUUCAUAUUGUGCUUACUACAAUGCAGACUGUACUUUAUUUACGUAAUUCCUGCUUUAAUUAAAAAAAAGAAAGAAAAAUUGUGCUGUAACUAUUUUCUCAGAAAUAAUUGUAUACUCUCUGAUGUCAGACAGACUUGUCAAUUGUGUGGCACAGUGGUUAGAGCUCUGGGCUUCAGUUCAAAGGAUUAGGUGAACCCCGGUUCGAUAUCUGCAUCAGCUGGUAUAAAUGUUGUGACUCUGUUGUGCUGGAGCUCUUUGCAUUGUUAUUAGGGAAUUGCAUUAGGGCUUGUCCCCAUAAUUGUUGCUUGCAGCUUUAUUUUUGUUAUUGUCAUUAAGUAACAUUUUUACUUGUAACAAGUCUACUAGUAUAAUUACUGGGAACUCAAAACCCAAAUAGUCAACACAUCCUCUAAAAUUACUGCAAGUAUAGUGAUGCAAUUUUUUGCCCUCAGACCAAAUAGACCAAAAGUAGGGGCCUAUAUUAGUGAAUACAGAACAUCAAAACAACUCUAAAUCUUGACUACUCAUCUGUUGCCCACAUGAUUUGCUCUCUUUGAUUUGAUUUAUGGGCAAUACUGUAAUGUUCCUGAACCUUGGACUUAGAAUUUUGGACCUCACCAAAAUGACCUGCCGGUUGAACUGUGAUGCAACUCAUUGAUCUCUGCCUACAUCACCUAUGUCUAUUGAUGGACUACUCUCCUGAAAUGGAAUGCACAGACUAUCAUUUAAUUGCCAACAAAAGCCUUCAUCAGCCAACUAACAAAGGACAAUGCAUCUAUGUGAACUUCAGUUAAUACAGGAUGGACUUCAAAGACAUUAGUCAUUAAUCUUACAGUUAACACUUACUUAAUUUAAAAUGUUUAAACCAUGACUUGCACUGCAAAAACGAUUCUUAAUGUAAAUAAUCAUAAAAGGGAGAAAACACUUCCCAUAUAUUUGUUGCUGGCAUCAAAGUUUGUGCAUCCAAUCAAACUCUACUGUAUUUAGAAACCGAACACUCAAACUAUAGACAAGACUGUUAAGUUUUUCAAAAGAAAGCAACUGGAUCUUGAUUUUCCAUACUGUUGGACCUGCAGUUCGAUAUUAAUGAAUUUAAUCAAUUUUAGUGUUUGAUUUUAAGGACAUUUUUGUUCACUUUUGUGUGCUAAAUAAAUUUGGUACCGUGUAAGUUUGCUACUGUAUAUUUGGACCCUGAAACCAUACCAUAACAGAGAAGCUUCAGACUGUGUGACCAUGUUAAUGGGUGGCAUUAUGACACCCAUAUUCUCAUGUCAGUUUGUACCAGAAGUGGUCUUGCUUAAUUACCCCUAAGCUCCUUUCAGUGGCUUUACCCUCCAUGCUAGUGACCUUUUGACUUGUAAAGGCACACAUGCGAUGCCCAUGCGGGUGGGUGGUCUGCUCCUGCCAGAUACUGUUGGCAACCUCUGGGCUCUUCGCUGAAGCUUCAGCACGUUAUCAAUCAUUUCUCACCGCAGUCCCUGCCAGAAUGUCCUACACAAACAUGCUAAUGCUGAAAAUGCGACAAUCUUCCACUAUUGCAUCAUUCAUCUGCAAAUACAUCCCUCUGUGUUGUAUUUACCAAAAACAAGGAUGUACAACAUUUCCAGGAGACCUACAUUACACAGGACAUUUCAGAAGCUACUAUAAUCCCUGGCAAUAAAGUUAAUCUACAGCAACGUGUCUGAAGAUUAAUUUUCUCCUUAGAGGAAAGGAAUAGGUCCAUCAUUUAC
Myxocyprinus asiaticus (Chinese sucker) is the source of this 7109-nucleotide messenger RNA. Its product is annotated as toll-like receptor 13. Gene Ontology annotation, cellular component: membrane. Lineage: Eukaryota; Metazoa; Chordata; Actinopteri; Cypriniformes; Catostomidae. Bases 429 to 3296 code for a protein of 955 amino acids. The record is from RefSeq and is a predicted model, not a curated record. Gene Ontology annotation, molecular function: transmembrane signaling receptor activity; protein binding. Gene Ontology annotation, biological process: immune response; toll-like receptor signaling pathway; inflammatory response. The transcript is spliced from 2 exons.